CCCCGGGGCGUGCAUGCGCGUCUCGGGUGACAUGCGGGGCGCGGCGAGCUCGCGUGCCCGCAGGCCGGGGUCCCUCCCGGGGCGAGGCGGUCCCCGAACAAAGCCCAGGGCGGGCCGAGGCCCGACUGCGGGCACUGCAGCCGCCUUCGCCCGCCCUGGCCGGGGAAGGCCGCGCUCAGGGAAUGGCCUCUCAUCCAAGGGCCGGCGAGGAGCGGUGACCACGGGGCCAGGGCGUAGAGCGCUGCCGUGCAGGGACUCUGCUCCUCUCCAGGAGAGAAGCCACCAGCAGGAGGCUGCGGGGACAGGAAUUGACCUUAAAGCCAUGUCACAGGGCCUGGUGACAUUUGGGGAUGUGGCUGUAGAUUUCUCUCAAGAGGAGUGGGAGUGGCUGAACCCCAUGCAAAGGAAGCUGUACAGGAGAGUGAUGCUGGAGAACUACCGGAACCUGGUGUCGCUGGGGCUUUGUGUUUCUAAGCCCGCUGUGAUCUCCUCAUUGGAACAAGGAAAAGAGCCCUGGACAGCAAAGAGAAAGGUGACAAGAGACUUUAAUGCUGUGCGGGAGACCGAGGAGUUGCCUCUAAAGAAGGACUUCUGUGAAGAGAAGUUAUCUCAGGCAGUGAUUACAGAGAGUCUCACAAACUGUAGUCUGGAGUACUCUGUGUUAGGGGAAAACUGGAGUUAUGAUGCUCUGUUUGAGACACAUCUGCAGCUAGACCCAACUCAGAAGAGUUUCUAUAAAAAUGUGAGAUGGGAGAACUAUGGCGACCCGGGUUCAGUAGAGACGCUGUUCUCUCAACAGAAUGCCGAGAGUAAGACUGAACCCCAUCUCUUCUCUUACGCAGGGCACUGUGUUUCCAAGCCAGACUUGGUGUCUUUGCUGGAGCGAGCAAAGGAGCCCUGGAUGGUGAAACGAGCGCUGCCAGGAGGCCUGUUCUCGGGCCAGCAAUCUGUAUGUGAGACCCAGGAAUUAUUUCCAAAGCAGGACUCAUAUACUGAUGGGGUAACAGACAGAACCUCAAAUGCUAAACUUGAGUGUUCCACUUUCAGAGAAAAUUGGGAUUCUGAACAUGUGUUUGAAAGGAAGCUUGUAGGUCAAGAGACACAAUUCAGGCAAGAGCCAAGUACUCAUAACAAAUCCCUCUCUAAGGAAAGACAGUGUAUGCAUAACAAAUCUGGAAGAUGGUUCUAUUUGGAAGAUUCGGAGGAAAGAGUUCAUAAUCAUGAUUCAGUUAAAAGUUUCCCAAAAAAUUCAGUUGUAAUAAAACAAACAGGCAUCUAUGCAGGAAAAAAACUUUUCAGAUGUAAUGAAUGUAAGAAAACUUUUACCCAGAGCUCAUCCCUUACUGUUCAUCAGAGAAUUCACACUGGAGAGAAACCUUAUAAAUGUAAUGAAUGUGGAAAGGCCUUUAGCGAUGGUUCAUCCUUUGCACGACAUCAGAGAUGUCACACUGGCAAAAAGCCCUAUGAGUGCAUUGAAUGUGGAAAGGCUUUCAUACAGAACACAUCCCUCAUUCGUCACUGGAGAUACUAUCACACUGGGGAGAAGCCCUUUGAUUGCAUCGAUUGUGGGAAAGCCUUCAGUGACCACAUAGGGCUUAAUCAACAUAGGAGAAUUCACACCGGAGAGAAACCUUACAAAUGUGAUGUGUGUCACAAAUCCUUUAGAUACGGCUCAUCCCUUACUGUUCAUCAAAGGAUUCACACUGGAGAAAAACCGUAUGAAUGUGAGAUUUGCAGAAAAGCCUUUAGCCAUCAUGCUUCACUCACUCAACAUCAAAGAGUACAUUCUGGAGAAAAGCCUUUUAAAUGUAAAGAAUGUGGGAAAGCCUUCAGACAGAAUAUACACCUUGCUAGUCAUUUAAGGAUUCAUACCGGGGAGAAACCCUUUGAAUGUGGGGAAUGUGGGAAAUCCUUCAGCAUCAGUUCCCAGCUUGCCACUCAUCAGAGAAUUCAUACUGGAGAGAAGCCCUAUGAAUGUAAGGUUUGUAGUAAAGCAUUCACCCAGAAGGCUCACCUUGCACAGCAUCAAAAAACUCAUACGGGAGAAAAACCAUAUGAGUGUAAGGAAUGUGGUAAAGCCUUCAGUCAGACCACACACCUUAUUCAACAUCAGAGAGUUCACACUGGGGAGAAACCCUAUAAAUGUGUGGAAUGUGGGAAGGCCUUUGGUGAUAACUCAUCCUGUACUCAACAUCAGAGACUUCACACUGGCCAAAGGCCUUAUGAAUGUAUUGAGUGUGGGAAGGCAUUCAAGACAAAAUCAUCCCUUAUUUGUCACCGCAGAAGUCAUACUGGAGAGAAGCCUUACGAAUGCAGUGCAUGUGGCAAAGCCUUUAGUCACCGUCAGUCCCUUAGUGUGCACCAGAGAAUUCAUUCUGGAAAGAAACCAUAUGAAUGUAAGGAAUGUAGGAAAACCUUCAUCCAAAUCGGACAUCUUAAUCAACAUAAGAGAGUUCAUACUGGAGAGAGAUCCCAUAACUAUAAGAAAAGCAGAAAAGUUUUCAGGCAGACUGCACACUUAGCUCAUCAUCAGCGAAUUCACACUGGGGAGUCGUCAACACGCCCCUCUUUACCUUCCACAUCAAAUCCUGUGGAACUAUUUCCCAAAUUUCUCUGGAAUCCGUCCUCCCUCCCAUCACCAUAGUCUCAAGGCAUCAUUUCCACUCAGCUACUCCAGUAGUUUAGUAGUUCCUCUCCCUGCCAUUGUUUUGUUUUCUUUUCAUCCUUUACUAGUUUUUUCUUCACAUCACAGUCAGGUUGACUUUUUAAAGUGUAAAUGUAAUUUAUUCACUCCUCAUGUAAAACUUGUAGUUUCUUUAAAUUAGCUAAUGCAUACGGUGUGCUCAGCACAGUGCUUGGUCCAUAUUAAGCAUUCAGUAAACCUAGCUCUCUUAAAAACAUUGUUUUUGAACACUGAAAAGUUAUCAUAGUCAGCUCUGAUAAAAGUGAUGCAGAACAAUGAGGUUGGGAGAGACCAGAGUUUAGAUUAGGAACAGGAGUUCUUCAGGGAAUGGGUGAGGUUUUGCCUGUGUUGAUUUAGAACUGGAUUCCAUAAUGCCAAGAUAAUAUUGUGGCUUUCCAUCUGAUCUACUUGUAAGGUGCUAUGACCUUGUUGGUGAGAAAAUUAAACUUUACUAUGUAUCUGCCAGCAGUCUUAGAAAAUCUAGAACAGGAAUGAAUUGGCCACCUGGAAUAAAUGAAUUAAAUAAUUAUAAUGGUACAAGAUGUAUAUACAUAAAGUUAAAACUAUUGACAUGUGACUCAAGAAUUAGAAAAAUUGGUAAGAUUUGGCUCUUUGAAGUCACUUGGAUUGUGAAUGAAUUCUAUUAAACUUUUAAGGAACCAUUAACUCUGUAGUAAACUGAUCUCAGGUGGGGGUCAGCAAACCAUGACUCAUAGCCACAGUCUCCCUAGCUGGUUUUAAAUGGUCCAUACAUGGUCUAAAUUUUUUUUUAAUUUUAAAUGGUUCACAAGAGUAAAAAGAAUAUUAUCAACUUGAAAAUUAUAUGAAAUUAAAAUUUUGGUGUCAGUAAAGUUUUAUUGGCAUGAAGCCACACCCACUGAUUUGCAUAUUAUCUGUGGCUGCAUCCAGGGUACAGCAGCAAAGUUGAGCAGUGGCAGAGACCCUAUUGCCAGCAGCGCAAGAUAUCUUCUGUCUGACCCUUGGCAGAAAAUGUUUGCUGAUCUCUGUUGUAGAGCAGAGGUCAACAAACAGCAGUGCAUGGGCCAAAUCCUGUCUGCUGCCUGUUUUUGUAAAUAGAGUUUUCCUGAACCACAGCCAUGUUCAUUUGUUUACCUAUUGCCUGUGGUUACUUUAGACAACCUUGACAGAGCCGAGUUGUCACAACAGAGACAGUGUGGCUCGCAAAGCUUCAUAUAUUUACUAUUCAUUAACAGUGUGCCAAUCCCUGCUCUAGAAUAAAGGAAAAUAUACAAAAGGUCCUAAAUUUAUGAGAGCAAUACAACACUCACAUCAACAACAAGAAAAGAAACUAUAAAGCAAUUUAUGAAUAGUAAAAGGAAAUUAUUAAACUAUAUUGAAAAACAAAAAAAAAUAUGUCAUAAAUGAGGAAAUGUCUAGAUGAAAUACUCAAUACUAUUAAAAUGUUUGUAAAUUGUAAUUCCAGAGUCUCAGUAAGAUAUGUUUACUUUGACAGUUUGAUUUAAAACAACAUAAAGAAGCAUACUUAGGCAAGAAUAGCAAGGAAAUUUUUGAAAUAUAAUUCUUUGCAUAUGAGAUUUUGGAAUAUAAUAAGACUGAUAUUUCAAUAUUGGAAAGACAAUUGGCUAUCUGCCACUCCAAAAAAAGUUAGAGGCACAUUUGUACCCUAGCUGUGCACACCAAGAGACAAGUUGCCCUGAAGAAUUCAAAUGAAUAAAGAAAAUUUGUGAAGCUUUUAACCUCGUUAGUCAGAAGAAUAUGAAUGAAAACAAAUUUUCUUGGCUCUUGGAUGGGCUAAAAUCUAAAUUUUGGGUAACACCCAGUACUGAUGUUAGUGUGGGAAAACAGGUCCUUGUGCCUCAUUAGCAGUUUGAAUUUUUCUCCCAUCUUUUGUAUGGCAAUAUGGCAUGGCCUAUUAAUGUUAUAAAUGUGCAUUCCUCCUCUCACAGUAGUUCCAGAUCUAGGAAUGUUAUCCCAUUGGAAUAAAUCGGUAGAUAUAUGAUAUAAAUCAUGUUUAUUGUAGAAUUGUUUUAAUCAUGCAAAUGGGAAUUCAAUGUCCUGCCGAGCAGAUGGAUUAAAUUGCAGUUAUUCAAUACUGUGCUGUGCAGUUAGUGGAAAGUGAUUAAGCUCUAUGUAUACUUCUCUGGAGAGGUUUCCACAAUAUAUUAAAUGAAAUCUGUGAUUUGCAGAACCUUAUGUGUAAAAUGAUCUUGUAGUCAUAGAAUUAAUAUUGAAUGUAUCUAUGGGUAUACAUGUACAUACACAUGCACACAUUCAGUAUAUAUAUGUGUAUGUAUACACACACACACACAUAUAAAAAUCUGUACUUUUCUUGCCUUUUGUGGGCACUUUCUUCAUUUUGUAUUCUGGUGAACUGCUAGUUGCACAACACUCCAGUGAAGCCAGCUGGAUUUCUCCUUCUUGGUAUUUUGACUGGAUACACAGAAACAGGAGCAGGGCCUGAAUUCAGCUUUAUGACCCAGUGUGGCUGUGAUGGAUGCCUCCUUUUAGUCAGUAUUCAUUCCAAUUGGUUGGAACCCUGGUACCAGCUGUGACAUAUAUACAGUAUGACUCCUGGAAAUAGCUUGAAUUGAGUUAUCCUUUUGCAGCAAUCUAAAGGUUUGUCCAUCUGUCACUGGGACCUAUUGAAAUGACUCCUGCUUUCUGACAUCUGUUCUUUAAAUCUGCGAGCUACUGAGCAUUCUUCUAAUAUUUAAUUUCUAAUUUUAAGUGAGAAUCACAUUCUUUUGUUCUCAAUGAAAGAAAGCUAGCCAAUACAGAAAUUGAUACUAGAGAAUGAUGACCAGGCUACAGAGAAGCAGAGUAUUAAGGUUUGAUCAUUAAAUGAGAUAGAUUGGAGGACAAAGAAACUCCUCAUCCUGCUCUGCUACAAAGGCGUGUGUGAUACAGCAGGAUCAUAAGCCCUUCGUGCAAUAGGGGCUGCAUAGCUCCUACCAAAAACUGAAGGUGAUGAGGAAUGCUGCUUCCAAAUGUAUAUGCAAUCAUUGUUUAUAAUGAAACUGGAUCAUUAAAAGUAAAAUUUCAAGGCUA
This is a messenger RNA of Microcebus murinus (gray mouse lemur), 5713 nucleotides long. It is a transcript of the gene ZFP28, whose product is annotated as ZFP28 zinc finger protein. Gene Ontology annotation, cellular component: nucleus. Gene Ontology annotation, biological process: regulation of transcription by RNA polymerase II. The record is from RefSeq and is a predicted model, not a curated record. Lineage: Eukaryota; Metazoa; Chordata; Mammalia; Primates; Cheirogaleidae. Gene Ontology annotation, molecular function: RNA polymerase II cis-regulatory region sequence-specific DNA binding; DNA-binding transcription activator activity, RNA polymerase II-specific.